AUGGAGGACAAGCAGCGGGCCGAAAACAAUGACAUCGAAUCCGCGCAGCCGUCGGCGGCAACCACAGACACCGACUCUCCCAAGGACGGCGACGCAAACCUCGUGGCGUGGGCGCCCUCAGACCCCGAGCACCCGCGCAACUGGCCCCGGCCUACCAAGUGGAAGACGACGCUGACCGUGUCCCUCUUCGUCUUCGUCUCGCCCAUCUCGAGCGCCAUGAUUGCGCCGGCGCUGGAAGACCUCGGCCGCAGCCUGGACAUGAAGGGCAGCGUCGAGGUCUACCUCUCCAUGUCCAUCUUCAUCCUCGCCUACGCCGUGGGGCCCAUCGUCUUCGGCCCCGCGAGCGAGCUCUACGGGCGAGUGGCCAUCCUGCACGCGACGAACCUGUGGUACCUGGUGUGGAACCUGGCCUGCGGCUUCGCGAACACCAAGGCCGAGCUCUUCGUCUUCCGCUUCCUGGCCGGCAUAGGCGGCAGCGCGCCGCUAGCCGUGGGCGGCGGCGCCGUGAGCGACAUGUGGAGUCCCGAGGAGCGCGGCAAGGCCAUGAGCACGUACACCAUGGCCCCGAUGCUGGGGCCGGUGGUCGGGCCCAUCGCCGGCGCCUUCAUCGCGCAGUACUCGACGUGGCGAUGGGUCUUCUACUCGACGAGCGCGGCGGCGGCGGUGGUCCAGGCCGUCGGGCUCCCCAUCGUCGCCUGCAUCGCCGUCUACAUGGCCUACCUCUUCGGCACGCUGUACCUCAUGUUCGCCACGUUCCCCGACGUCUGGACCGGCGUCUACGGCCAGCCCCGCGGCGUCGCCGGGCUCAACUACCUCUCCAUCGCGGUCGGGUGCAUCGCCGGCGUCCUGCUGCAGCUCGGCAUGGUCGACCGCGUCUACGGCCGGCUCAAGCGCCGCAACGGCGGCGUCGGCCGCCCCGAGUUCCGCCUGCCCAGCCUCGCCGUCGGGUCCGUCCUCCUCACCGUCGGCCUGUUCUGGUACGCGUGGAGCAUCGGGCGCGCGCACUGGAUCGUGCCCGACCUCGGCGCCCUGCUGUGCGGCGCCGGCGUCAUCUGCUGCCUGCAGGGCAUGCAGAUGUACAUCGUCGACUGCUACCAGGUCUACGCGGCGAGCGCCAUGGCCGCCUGCGCCGUCCUGAGGAGCCUUGCCGGCUUUGCGUUCCCCCUCUUCGCCUCCUACAUGUACGAGGAGCUGGGCUACGGCUGGGGCACCAGUCUUCUAGCCUUUGUCAGCAUCGGCAUCGGCUGGGUCGCCCCCGUGGUGUUUUGGGUUUGGGGGCCCAAGCUGAGGGCCAUGUCCAAGUUUGCUGCGGGCUGA
Molecule: messenger RNA, 1317 nt
Organism: Metarhizium album ARSEF 1941
Lineage: Eukaryota; Fungi; Ascomycota; Sordariomycetes; Hypocreales; Clavicipitaceae
Product: Major facilitator superfamily domain, general substrate transporter
Exons: 3
Coding region: 1-1317 (438 amino acids)
Biological process (GO): transmembrane transport
Molecular function (GO): transmembrane transporter activity
Source: RefSeq, a predicted model, not a curated record